Messenger RNA from Parnassius mnemosyne (clouded apollo), 957 nucleotides. Lineage: Eukaryota; Metazoa; Arthropoda; Insecta; Lepidoptera; Papilionidae. The record is from the annotation of a GenBank genome assembly.
AUGUCUGCUCUGCCGGGACAUAGAGUCACGCAAGCGGAGAAAGCUUUCGCUCAUACUGGCUGUGAUUAUUGCGGCCCUAUAUUGUAUACGCCCAUACGAGCUCGAGGUGUUAAAACUCGCAAGGCUUACCUAUGCAUAUUUACUUGUCUUACUACGCGCGCACUCCACAUCGAAGUAGCCACGGAUCUUUCCACUGUGAGUUUUAUCGCAGCUUUAAAGCGCUUCCUAUCGCGACGGGGUCCCGUGAAAUGUCUUUACUCUGAUCGUGGAACAAAUUUUAUAGGCACUCGAUCUUAUCUACGAGAUUUAUAUAAUUUUGUCACAAAGGAAUACCGCCCGCGUUUAGAAGAAGAAUUGGCCGAAAGUCGCAUUGAAUUCAAGUUCAUAGCGCCUGCCGCCCCACAUUUCGGUGGUUGUUGGGAGAGUAUGGUAAAAUGUGUAAAGAACCAUCUUUUUAAGGUUAUUGGACAGCAGAUCCUUGCGUAUGAGGAGUUAAUCACAAUCCUCGCUCAAAUAGAAUGUUUACUAAACUCUCGUCCUCUCACUGUGCUUAGCUCCGAUCCAGCUGAACCGAUGGCUUUAACACCCGCACACUUUUUGAAUACGUUACCAUUGCGCUCUCUACCUGCACCUGAUGUGGAAUCUUCGCCAAUUAAUUUACUUCAACGACAUACACUCUUAGAUAAAUUAGUCCAAUCCUUUUGGCGUCGUUGGAGAACUGAAUAUCUGCAUCAACUGCAGGCGCGGCGUAAAUGGACUCAAUGCUCGGUCCCCGUAAAGGUGGGCACAGUUGUCAUAAUUAUAAAUGAUAAUUCACCGACCCUCUCCUGGCCUUUGGGAGUGAUCGUAAAGGUUCACCCGUCUAAGGACGGUAUAGUUCGUGUCGCUACAGUAAAAACGGCAAGGGGUACACUCGUGCGACCAGUGGUGCGCUUGUGUCCGUUACCUACACAAUAA